AUGCUUGCAGCGAAAGACGCCUUUAGCCGCGAACAUGACGAAAACAGACAAAAGUUAUUUGGGUCACUUCUUGGACUGUAUGGCUUGGACGAUGCAGUUGCAGCAUUCGUUAAAGACCUGAACGAGAAAUCACCUGGUUUUAACGUCUCACAAACCUGUUUAACAAGAGUCGAAUAUUUCCUUACCGGGAUUCAGAAGAAAAAGAAGUGGGCUUUACAAAUGCUGGAUGCCACGGGUAAAAUGGGAAGCGGGGUGUUAGACGGCAACACGCGUUGGUACGGCUCGUACAGCGAGUGCAACAAAGUUCAGGCCAGUUUACAUUACAACGAAAGCACUGGCUUUAACUCCAGUCAAGCUAUUCAAGUCAGUGAUUCCUUUGAGGGGCAGUAUUGUACAACGAUGCUCUCUGGGCCUCAAAGUCUUGUUGGCCAUUUCGUGGCACUAACCCUGGGGAUCUGUGUCCCAAGUGGAUGUAGCGGGGAAGAUAUCAAAUCCAUGGCUGAUAACAUAUUAAAUCUUAAGCUGUGGUUCGUCUCCUGCAAACCGAAAGAGCUACCUUGGGCGUCCGGAACUACCGCUGCAUUAUGCAUUUCCGGCUUACUUCUACUCCUGGUCCUAUUGGCCACAAUGUAUGACAUCAUUGAUCAAAGUUUUCUGACGUCAGGAACAGCACAGCAGGUUAUCCCACGUGACGCCUUGGAGGAUAAGGGUCCUACAGUUCAAGCAGAUGGUUACUAUGCCAUUCCAUCGUCGCCAAAUUCACCUUCUUCACAAAGAGAAAAAGGAAUAUGUCACAAAGUCAUGAUAGCUUUCUCUGUGUACACCAAUGCAGCCAAGGUCCUAAGUGCCAAGCAGCCGUCCGGUGCGCUGAAUUGUGUCAAUGGUAUCCGGUUUCUCAGCCUAACCUGGGUUAUUUGGGGCCAUACGUACUAUUUUAUGAUGAGAUAUAUAAAGAACGGUGCGUCCCAUGGCCACGACAUUAUGACGCGGAAGUCAAUGCAAGUACUGUUCCAAGCGCCUUACUCGGUUGAUUCCUUUUUUGUCAUGAGUGGACUGCUAGUCACCUAUCUGACCCUGCGCGAGAUGAAAAGGGGAACACUGAGAGGAAAACUGCGCAUGCUCAGGAUUAACUGGGGAAUGUAUUAUUUCCAUAGAUUUUGGAGUUACAAAAACUGCAUUAUUGAUAACGUGUACUGUUUCAUUCAUAGGUUGACUCCGCCGUACAUGUUAGUGCUAUUGGUGUACGCCACAACGUACAGAUACUGGUCUAAUGGACCUAUGUGGGCAGGGGAAAAUCAAGAAAAAUAUUGUGGAGAUUACUGGUGGACCAACUUACUGUACGUCAACAAUGUUGUGGACACUAAAAAGUUGUGUUUUGGAUGGUCGUGGUAUCUGGCCAAUGACAUGCAAUUCUUCGUGAUUACACCUUUUAUCUUAUUGCCUUUGUUUUGGAGUAGGAUUGCCGGCGCAGUCAUCAUGUUUCUGUUAUUGCUAGGCUGUUGGAUAUCUUCUGGAUCUGUCUCGGCCUACCAUAAGUAUGGGCCCAAUGCCGUGGGAGGCAAUGAGGCAGAUAACUUCGACAUCAUGUACAUCAAGCCUUGGUGUAGAAUAGGACCAUACCUUGUAGGAAUGGCUACUGGAUAUGUACUACACGUCACUCAGUGCAAACCCAAGGCAAACUGGGUCAUAGCAAUGUUUGCCUGGGCUGUCGCCAUAGCUUUAGGAGCGUGGUUGGUGUUUGGUUUGUAUGAGCCUCUCAAUGGUCAUCCGUGGAACUACCAGGUGGCAGCACUAUACAAUGCCACGUCCAGGACACUGUGGGGCGCAUGCGUAGCUUGGGUGAUCUAUGCCUGCUGCACCGGUUAUGGGGGCAUUGUUAAUAAAAUUUUGUCCUGGGAUGCCUUCGUGCCCCUCAGCCGACUGACCUACUGUGCCUACCUUGUCCACCCCAUUAUCAUGUUCGCCGUCUAUCAGAUGAAAGAGGAACCGAUAUAUGCUUCUGACAUGACUAUGACUUAUUAUUUCUUCGGGCACCUCGUGACGUCAUACGGUUGUGCCUUCGUGGUCUCCAUGGUCUUUGAGGCGCCUAUGUUAGGAUUGGAGAAAGCCAUUCUGAAGCGCGGGCAAUAAAUUCGCAAAAAGGCCAUCUCGAUCAAAUUAACUGAAAGGGGCUUUGUCAGUCCCCAGUGGCAAACAGUACAAUGAUAUACAAAUCUGCUGUAAAAUGUUUAAUUUUUAAAAGUGUAAUGUAUUCAAUUUCAAUACAUAAUUUGUUGAGUUCAUUUUGAAAUAUUUCCAUUGAG
Molecule: messenger RNA, 2303 nt
Organism: Lingula anatina
Lineage: Eukaryota; Metazoa; Brachiopoda; Lingulata; Lingulida; Lingulidae
Product: nose resistant to fluoxetine protein 6-like
Molecular function (GO): acyltransferase activity, transferring groups other than amino-acyl groups
Source: RefSeq, a predicted model, not a curated record